Anguilla rostrata (American eel) is the source of this 6974-nucleotide messenger RNA. Its product is annotated as protein Shroom2-like. The record is from RefSeq and is a predicted model, not a curated record. Bases 676 to 5796 code for a protein of 1706 amino acids. NCBI's taxonomy places the organism in Eukaryota, Metazoa, Chordata, Actinopteri, Anguilliformes, Anguillidae. Gene Ontology annotation, molecular function: actin filament binding. Gene Ontology annotation, biological process: actin filament organization. Gene Ontology annotation, cellular component: apical plasma membrane; adherens junction; apical junction complex. The transcript is spliced from 13 exons.
CUGUCGGAUAGCGUGCUAUUGGCUGUGUAAUUCAAAGCAGAUCUCCCUGGGAACUGGGAGAACUACACCGUUUAUCCGUGCGUCUCACAGUUCUUAGCCAGCCUUGAGUCUGAAAAUAAGGAUAUUACCUGGGAAACACGCCAAACUCACUUGGUGUUCAAACAGUAACGUCAAAUCUGCACUGGAAUUGUACAGCAUCGGAGAAUGAACACCUAGCGAGCUCUUUUGCGGCGAGAUAAAAUUCCGCCUGUUGAUAAUAGCUAACUUGUUAGCUUGCUUGCUACAAAAUAUUGUUGAAAGAGAGAUCACUUCGUUUGAGGAUGAAGAAGUUCACCAUCGCCUGCGAGCUAUAUGAAACAGUAAAACUGACUGGUCGUAUCGUAUCUGCCAUUCUGGGAUGAGAAGGAAGCCGAACCUACUGUUGUUUUUUAUAGCUUGCUAAGUCAUUUCACCGUGUCGCCUAGGGAACGAUUUAAUAAUUAAUAAUACAUAUAGCUAGCUAAAGUUAGUUAACGUGACUUGGCACGAGUUUUCUUGUCUAAACUACCUUUCAAUACUGCUGUAUUUACAGCUAACAAGCAACAGUAAGAAAACAACGAAGAGUAUCUUAAAGUUGCCGACUGGGUGGAAUGAGUAUUAAUUUCACAGAAUUAGGUUUAAAGUGGCUUUAACAUCAUGGACGCCGUAGGUCAUAGUGCCGACCUAAGGUACACUGGUCAAGAUUGCAGACCAGCGCAUGGAAUCCUUCAACAAGAAGUGGAAGUACUGGGGACUUUGGAGCAGAGGGUCGGCGACAGCGAAGGAUGCAGGCUGGUGGAUGUUCUCCUCACUGGAGGGGCGCCUUGGGGUUUUACUCUGAGAGGAGGUCGGGAGCACCACGAACCCCUCCUAAUUACCAAGGUGGAGGAGGGCAGCAAGGCUGCGGCCGUCAGGCUCCAGGUCGGGGACGAGAUCGUCAAUAUCAACGAGGUUCCCCUGAGCGGCUACCGACAGGAGGCCAUCUGCCUAGUGAAGGGCUCCCACAAGACCCUCGCGCUGGUGGUGCGGAGGCAGGUGAAAAUGGUGGAUAUUGUAACACAGAAAAUGCCCUCAGAAAGUGACGUGCAUGUGGCCAGGAGCUUUCUUACGAAGAUUUUGCGAAGUUCCAUGAGAAAGCACCGCUUCAAGGGGAGAAGUGAACCCGUGAGCCGACCGCACUCCUGGCACUCCACCAAGUUCACAGAGGGCCAAUCAGACAACGGCAAAGCGCAGUCGACGCCCACGGCGAUCUGGCACAGCCGAUACGAUGCGAGUUCAUCUUCCACCGACCUGUCGGGCUGCUGGGAACCGGCGAACCUGCGGCGAGUUUCGGACCAGUUCAGCUCCCUGGGGAGCAUGGACAGCCUAGAGCACUCUCCGCACCCCUACCCGCCGGGACGCCUCUCCCCGGCCAAGUCCAACAACAGCGUGGAGCACCUGGGCGGGGGAGGGGGGAGCAAACGGGACUCGGCCUACAGCUCCUUCUCCACGGCCUCCAGCACGCCGGACUACACCCUGUCCCAGAGCAACGCCGCCUCCACCGAGAACAUGCUGUGCAAGGCGGGCCAGUGGGACUCCGGGGGCCGUCAUAGCAACGGGAGGCACAGCCAGAGCCUGUGCGAGGGGGAUCGUCCGGGAUACCUGCAGCUCCCCCCGGGCGGAGGGGGCAGGGAGAGCCCCAGGACCGGGGCGGACCAGCCGGGCUCCCGGCACUCCUGCUCCUCCUCCUCGUCCGGCCGGCCCAGCGCCGGCCCCGUCUGGCACGUCCCGGAGAAGAAGAAAGCCGCCGCCGCCCCCUCCCCGCCCCCGCCCCUCCCCCCGGUGCGCAGCGACAGUUUCGCCGUAACCAAGGUCCACGAGAAGGGGCUGGUCAUCCCCUACGCCGAGGAGCCCGGGCCCCUCCCGCUCCCUCAGGCCAAGCCCCUGCCCCAGGGGCCCGAAAACGCCCUGAGGACGCACCUCCACGUCGGGGAGAGGGGGCCUGACUCCCGCCCCAUGUACAGCGCGCCCCACAGGGCUGACCGGCUCCACCCGUACGCAGCGGCCGACCCCUACAGCAGCAACAACGGCCAGUUCACCAACUCCCACAAGCUGUACUCGCUGUCCAGCUCUGACGUGCGCUUGGGCCAGGCCCCCUACGCCUACGCGCCCCACCGCCACCAGCGCCAGUACAGCGACGAGAGCACCUUCUACAUGGGCCCCCGCCUCGCCGCCGCGGCCCCCAGGCCACCGGGCACCGCCGGCGGGUACUACAGCAGCAUGCAGGAGCUGCCAACCAACAGCCACAGCCAGGGGCACGGCCACGCCCACACCCAGGGGCACGGCCACGCCCACACCCAGGGGCACGGCCCCGCCCACACCCAGGGCCACGCCCACACCCAGGGGCACGGCCACGCCCACACCCAGGGGCACGGCCACGCCCACACCCAGGGGCACGGCCCCGCCCACACCCAGGGGCGGAACUCCAGCACCUCUCUUUCGGCUGCCGCUGCUGACCCGAACGCGGACGGGCACAGCCGGUACUACUGCCUGACCGCCCGCCAGCCCCCGGGCCCCGUCACACAGGCCACUCUGGUGAAGGUGGAGGAGUGGAAGGGUGGGGUGGGGAUGGGGGCGUGGCCGGGAAUGGGGGCGGGGCCAGAGGCGGCCCACACCGCGGGCCCCAGGGGCUCGGCCACCGUCCCCCAGAAGGCCCACAAAGCGAAGAACCCGCUGCCCCUGGCCCAGCAGGCCGGCCAGGAGGGGAAGGACAGCAACGGCAUCACCAGGAGAGACGAGGCCCCGCCCCUCGACCGACCGGCCUCCGCUGCGCAGAAACUCGGGCCCGAGGAGAGGGGGGGCCAGAGGAGGGCCAGCGGGCCCAGCGCGGAGCCCAAUUACAUGAGCUACCCCCCCAGCAAGCACAGUGGGGCCUGCCAGCAGAGGCAUGGCCAGCCGCAGCGCGACCCCUGGCUGUCCCGGGACGAGGGCAAGAUCUGCCCCCAGACCACGCCCAUGCUGCACUCCCUCUCCCAGGAGGGCGCGGCCUCCGGCCCGGAGCCCAGGCCGGGCGAGGCGGGCGCGGAGGAAGGCGCCCCCCAGGGGGGUAAGCAGGUCAGGCGGAGCGACCGCUUCGCCACCACCCUGCGGAACGAGAUCCAGCUGAAGAGGGCCCAGCUGCAGAAGAGCCGGAGCGCGGCCGCCCUGACGGGGCCCUGCGAGGCCGAGGAGGACGAGGCCGAGGCCGAGCCCGAGGCCUGGAGGCCCGGCCCCGCCCAGACCUCCGCCGGCUCCGCCUCCUCCGACGCCUCCUUCGGCGGCUCCUACAAGGACCACCUGAAGGAGGCGCAGGCCCGGGUCCUGCAGGCCACGUCCUUCAGGAGGAGGGACCUGGAGCCCGCGCAGCAGGAGGCCCCGGCCGGGGCCGAGGGGCUCCCCCCGCCCGCGCUCCAGGGCAGGCCGGCCCCGCUCCCCGCGGGGGCCCAGGUGUCCCGGAUCGGGGGCCGCAAGCGCUUCUCCGCCGAGAAGAGGCUGCGCUCCUUCUCCGAGCCCGACAAGAUCAACGAGGUAGGGGUGGAGGAGGAGCCCCCCCGCGGAGAGGCGGCCGGCUCCUUCGCCGACCGCCGCAAUUUCUUCGAGGCGACGGGCCGCCCGGCGUUCCCCAAGCCCGCGCCCAGGCAGGCCCCGCGGGGCUCCCCCGAGGACCCGGGCGAGCCCGAACCCGAGAGCGGGCCGGCGGGGGGCCCGGAGGCGGAGCCUGAGCCUGAGCGGGACCCCGCCCACGCGGACGGGCAGGCCCAGCUGGAGCAGCACCGCCUGGGCACGUUCGCCGAGUACGAGGCCACCUGGAACGUGCAGAGGAAAGCGUCGGAAGCGAGGCCUUCUGGGAGAUACCGCUCGGCCGACAACAUCCUGGACCCGGGCGCGGAGGAGCGGAGCAAGCCCUCAUACGUGCACGAGCGCUCCCGGUCGUCUCCAUCCGCCGACUUCUACGGAGAGAACGUCCCAAUCGCGGGGAGGAAGUCUGCGGGGUGUUCUCCAGCGGAUCCGGAGCCCGCCGGACAGGAGAAGGCUGCUCCCAGGGUGAUUGACGGGGCGAGCGGCGAACCCAGGGAGAGAGAGACGACGGCGCAGCGGGCCGACGGCUUCCUGGCCCCUCCCCUCGAACUCGCCCCCACUCAGCACCACCACCACCCUGACCCGGGGGAACCCCGCCAGGCUCCGCCCCCAGGCCCCCGGAAGAAGGGCCCGGCGCCGCUGAGGCCCCCCCCACCGAAGCUGGACCGCCAGCGCCGCCCCGAGAGCGCGUCCCCCCUGAGCGACUCCCAGGAGUCUCUGCCGGGGGCCCCGGGCGGCCAGGCCGCUGAACCGCCCCCCCUCUCCCCCGGCCGGGACUCUCCAGGGGCCCCGCCCGGGGAGGUCCUCCCAAAACCGGAGCCGCCAGCCCUUCCCUCCUCCCCCGCCGCCGCCCCCUCUGCGUCCCACAUGCCCGCCAGCCUGCUCCAGCCCUCCAUGGACGGCCCGCGCUCCCCCUCCCCGCAGUUCGUCCCUCAGAGGCUGACCGACCGGCCGCCCGUCUCCCUGCAGGAGGACACCGCCAGCAGUCAGGGGCAGCUGUCGGACAGCAACCCCGCGGUGCGGAAGGUUCCGGUGAAGAUCGUGCACCAGGCGGAGAGCAGCGCGGAGAGAGAGGCCCAGGUGUACCCCCCGCAGAGCGAAGCCCACGCCGCCCCGCCCGUCGCCAGCCUGGGCUCGUCCGAGCCGUCCUACUCCCUGUUCUGCACCUACACGCGGCCCAGAGAAGACCCUGCGCUCGAACCCGAGCCCGCCGCCCCGCAGGAAGCCCAGUCCCCUCAGGCUGUGGGCGGAGCCAGCUCCGAAGAGGACAGGAAGAGGGAGGAGCUAGCCAGGGACAUAUUGGGGAGGGACAAGUCCCUGGCCGAUAUCCUGGAUCAGACCAAGAUGAAGACCACCAUGGACCUGAUGGAGGGCAUCUUCCCCCAGGGGGAGCAGCUCCUGGAGGGGGCACAGCAGCGGCGGAAAGUGACCCCCAAACAGACCUCCCCCAAGAGCAACGAGGAGAGGCGGGAGGAGGACAGCUUGGCGGCCUCGGUUGCCUUGGUUACCAGCUCCUCGUACUACAGCACGUCGGCGCCCAAGGCGGAGCUUCUGAUCAAGAUGAAGGACAUGCAGGAGCAGAUCGAGGAGCAGGACUCUGAGGACGAGCUGGACAUCGACCUGGCCAACAAGAAGCAAGAGCUGAUUGACAGCCUGAGCAGGAAGCUGCAGGUCCUGCGGGAGGCUCGGGAGAGCCUCCUGGAGGACAUCCAGGCGAACAACGCCCUGGGGGACGAGGUGGAGGCCACCGUGCAGCAGGUGUGCAAGCCCAACGAGCUGGACAAGUUCCGCAUGUUCGCCGGCGACCUGGACAAGGUGGUGAGCCUGCUGCUGUCGCUGUCCGGGCGGCUGGCGCGCGUGGAGAACGCCCUCAACACGCUGGAGGAGGGCGCCGCCCCGGGCGAGAAGCGCACGCUGACGGAGAAACGCAAGCUGCUGAUUCGCCAGCACGAGGACGCCAAAGAGCUGAAGGAGAACCUGGACCGGCGCGAGAGGGUGGUCUACGACAUCCUGGCCAGCUACCUGGACGAGGAGCGCCUGGCCGACUACGAGCACUUCGUCAAGAUGAAGUCGGCCCUCAUCAUCGAGCAGCGCAAGCUGGAGGACAAGAUCAAGCUGGGCGAGGAGCAGCUCAAGUGUCUGAUGGACAGCCUGCCGCUGGAGCAGAGGGUGCCCUUCUGAAGCGGGCCACCAGAGGGCGCCGGCGACGCGCGGUCUGCGUGCGGACCGUGGCCCGUUUGCCCUGGCGUUCUUCUUCAGUGGUGCUUUGACCGUGUGCUUUGACUCUGAUGUGUUUUAAGUUCCGCAGGAAUACGGAGGCUUUGCCUCACGGAGAGAGGGAGAGAGAGAGAGACUCUGGAGCUGCUACUGCAGUGUAGGGGAGCUCCUGGAAGCGAAACGUUCUGUAGCACGUGCAAACACAGCUGCUCGAAACCCCUUUUUUUCUGAUUCAGGGAUGCGAUUCACCCCAGUGAUUUUGCCUAGGGUAACAAUCUCCCAAAAUGACCUGCUUUUUGGAGUGGUGCAUUGUUUUUUUUUUAAUACUGUCUAAACAUUUGAAAAGAAAAAGAAAGUAACUUUUCUUUUUUUUAGUAAUUUAUUAUAGCCUUCUGAAUAAAUAUGGAGGAGUUGAAUAGGGACAGUAUUUUACCUGUUUGUUGGCCUGGUGUAGCAGAAGUGAAACAUGGCAGUAGUCAUUCAUGUGCUUUGAGAUGGCCAUAUUCUCUGCAUUGUGUAGCUUAGCGUUCAUUAACACUACUGUGAUGAUUUGACCAUAUUUAUGGUGGGGGAAAAAGCGAGGAUCAUGUUUCACGUAAGCCAAGCAGCAAUGUUUCAGCAAGGACGGGGUCAGGAAAUGCACAUCAGUCUUCCUGGUCACCUGUCCUGUUUCAUGUCAUCUCCGAUCACACGUUCUUUUUUGCUUGCAUUUGAUUCCAGACUUCAAGACAAUUUUUAGCAUCUCCAUCGUUCAACGUGAUGAUUCCUGUAAGACACCCCCCCCCCCCCCCCCAAAACCUCAAAAUGGUGUCGGCUCUCUGUGAUUGGACUGAAAGCUAACUGACACAUGGGACCCAGUGCCUGAAAGGGCACUCCAAUAUUAGUGAUGGGGAGAAAAAGAGGAAAAAAAACAAAAAAGUUAGCACUUUACUUCUAGAAUUCUCCGGCUGAAGGAAAGAAUCCCACGCGUUGAAAGCUGUGCCUGGCUCCUCUGUGCGCCUGCCAUUUUGAUAGUUGGGGACCGUUACGUAUGCGUGUGUGCGCUCACGUUCCUGUAUAUGGUGUGUAUACCUAAUCAUUAAUUGUACUUUUACAUGACUUAGAAGACAUUAAAGCAAAUGGGAGAUGAACAUGACUCUUUA